AUGUCGUGGUCAAAUAAUCAGAGUAAUACGUUUCAUGAACGCAGAAAUAAAUUAUCCACUUGGGUCAAGAAGAUUAUCCAGCCGAACAAGGAGCACAAGUCGAGUAGUGUGUCAGCGCCAGCUCCAACUAACGGAACUUUAGCUGUAACUUCGGUUUCUACUGCGGAGUCAUCGCCUGCCGGUACCGCUGCCGCUGAUAGGUCAUCAGCCACUCUACGUGCUCAUGGAACUCAUAAGACCCAAAGGUCGAAGACACGCCAGGUUCCCGAAGAAGAGGUACGACAUCCAGUCCCACCGUGCACAUUACGACAGUAUAUUGUACAGAAACCUGCUUUACUUGGCACUUUCGAAGCUCUGGGUAGCAAGGGUUCCCAAAGUACCACUUUUACUAAUACAUACCCUUCAAGCAUUACCAGUAAGCGUAACUCCCAUACUAUAUCUAACCACAGCCAGCCACAAGGUAGCUACUCACAAAACAAAGUUGAAUUCGAGCAUGCAAAUGACAAUGCCAGCACUGUACCACUAGUCUCGGUCUGUUCAUCUUCAAUGAAGUCUACAACUUUCUCAGAUGUACAUUCAGCACAAUCUACUAGGGCUACGGUUUUUUCAAAUAAGACUUUUGAUACCAAUUCCAGUACUGUAGGAAUACCUCCUGCUAGCAUCGUAGACCGUGGAAGGCAGGCUAUGGAAGCGCCCAGUGUUUUAAGUGUCGGAUCUUCACACACUACUGCUCAACCACCGCCUGUAAGAAACGCUAGUCUAAGGGCGAAUAGCAUCAAUAAUUCAAUGAGUCACGCAAGUAUCUCAACAAUCAUGGACUAUUGA
Molecule: messenger RNA, 825 nt
Organism: Eremothecium sinecaudum
Lineage: Eukaryota; Fungi; Ascomycota; Saccharomycetes; Saccharomycetales; Saccharomycetaceae
Exons: 2
Coding region: 1-825 (274 amino acids)
Source: RefSeq, a predicted model, not a curated record